GGAUGCUGCAUCAGUAUGUUCACCAGUUUGUUCAGAAGCUGGUCCGCAGGUGGCCACUGGAGCCCCGGGAGGAGUCUGAGAGUCGCAGAGCUCCGCUGAGCACCCUCGGCCUGGUGCUCUGGGGCGUGGGCAGGACUCUGGGCGCUGGUGUGUACGUCCUGGCCGGCGUCAUGGUCAUGUUCAUCACUGGACCGGCGAUCAUCAUCUCCUUUUUGGUGGUCGCCCUGUCUUCUGUGUUGUCUGGACUCUGCUAUGCCGAACUUUGGGCUUGGGUACCACACUCUGGUUCUGCGUAUCUCUACAGCUCCGUCACCAUGGGAGAACUCUACGCCUUCGUCAUUGGCUGGAACCUCUUACUGUAUUUAGUGGCUGCCGCUUCCUGUGUGACCAGGGCUUGGAGCUACACCUUUGACAGCCUCAUUGGGAACCACAUCUCUCAGGCAUUAGAGAGAACUUUCUCUCCACAUAUGCCCUCUUUCCUGGCCCCGUAUCCAGACUUUAUUUCCCUGGGCCUGGUGCUGCUGAUGACUGGACUACUGGUUCGGGGCGCUCGUGUGACAACCCUGAUUUUCAAAGUGUCCACAGGCUUGAACCUUUUUGUUCCCAUCUUCAUGAUCCUCUCUGGCUUCAUUAAGGGAGACCUGCACAACUGGCAGCUCACAGAACAGGACUACAGAGCUAACAUAUCUGGAUCCAGCAGCACCUUUAGCUUGGGCCCUCUGGGUUCUGGAGGGUUUGUGCCGUUUGGCUUUGAAGGGAUUCUCCAAGGAGCAGCUAUACUUUUCACCUCAUAUUUUGAUGUUCAUGCUAUUGUCACUGCAGGAAAACAAGCCCCAAAUCCUCAGUGUUCCAUCCCCUUGAGCAUGGUGAUCUCCAUCUUCAUCGGCUUUCUGGCGUACUCUGGUGUCUCAGCAGCGCUCACCCUCAUGGUGCCCUACUACCAGAUUUAUCCUUACAGCCCCUUACUGCAGGCUUUUCUCCAUGUAGGAUGGGCUUCUGCCAAAUAUGCCAUGGCUGUUGUCUUCCUGUGUACCCUUUUAUACAGCCUCCUGGGCUCCAUGUUCCCCAUGUUUCAGUUGAUCUGCACAAUGGCAGAUGAUGGGCUCCUUUUCCGGAGACUUACUCAGAUCAACGCCUGCAUACACCCCCCCAUCAUGGCCAUCAUGGCUUCUGGAAUUCUUACAGGGUUUAUGGCAUCACUCCUCAGGAUCCUCGAUCUGGUGAAACUCAUGUCAACCGGGGUCCUGCCUGCUUACACUCUUAUGGCUGUUUCCAUACUUGUCCUCAGGUACCAACCAGACAAAAAUUUAAGCAAGAAUGAGAAAGUAGAGGAGGAAAUUGAGAUUUCUGAUCAUGAAGCAAGUCCUUCAGAACCUGUACCUGAAGCUGGAACCUCAAGCAUUCUGAAGACUCUGUGGUACCCUACCAGCCCCAUUCCCACCCGGAAAUCUAGCCAGAUUGUCUGUGGAUGUGCCUUCCUGCUCGUUCUCCUGAUGACCAUCCUGAGCCUGAUCCUGGCCCAGUGGCCCAGCCAGGUGUUCUCUGGAGACCCCGUGCUCACAACAGUGGCUGUGCUGCUGCUGCUGCUCAUCACUGGGGCCACGGUCAUCAUCUGGAGGCAGCCCCAGAGCCCCUCUCCUCUUCACUUCAGGGUCCCUGCUUUGCCUGUCUUCCCUCUGGUGAGCAUUUUUGUGAACAUUUACCUGAUGAUGCAGUUGGACACUGGGACUUGGAUCCAAUUUGGCAUCUGGAUGGGGAUUGGAUCUGUCAUAUACUUUGGAUAUGGGAUCUGACACAGCUUCGAGGAGAAAAAUGAACAACAGCCACCAGCCUCCACCUCCCAAAUGCUGGACAAAAACAUCCCCAGUGAUGAAUCGUCUUAACCAUGAGAAAUAGAUGCUGUGUGGAAUCCCUCCAUACACUGGAGGGAUCUUCUGCUUCAAGAGACAAUUUUAGCCUCAGCGGGCUGUGACUGUGGAAUGCACUUAGAAGCUUGCAUUUAUUUUUAGUGGACAAAGUGACUGUAAUAUUGUAUAGUUUUUAUAUACACUUUUCAAAACAUAAUAUGAAUGCAGAAAAUUGCGUGGUUCAUAAGUAAGCAGCAAGAUCAGUUUUCACAGAAAUGUACAACAAUGUAACUAUCAUUUAAAGGGAGUAAUGAAAGAUUAAUGGGCAUAUGAGAAAUACCCUCUCAUACCUAUUUCUGUUGGAAACACAGAAAAUGUGAACUGGGAAGGAAAUGAAGGUAACCAUAUUUCACGUCUAGUGUUACACUUCAAAUAUUAGGACACAAAUGGAUCAAAAGGGAAAAGAAAGGAACAAAUACAUUGUGCAAACAGCAACUCAAGAAAGCUAGAAUAGCUAUAUCAAUGUAGUAAAAAAUAGAAUUUAAGAAAAAGAGAACAGAAA
Molecule: messenger RNA, 2409 nt
Organism: Dama dama (fallow deer)
Lineage: Eukaryota; Metazoa; Chordata; Mammalia; Artiodactyla; Cervidae
Product: cationic amino acid transporter 3-like
Exons: 11
Biological process (GO): transmembrane transport; amino acid transport
Cellular component (GO): plasma membrane
Molecular function (GO): amino acid transmembrane transporter activity
Source: RefSeq, a predicted model, not a curated record